Drosophila melanogaster (fruit fly) is the source of this 2737-nucleotide messenger RNA. It is a transcript of the gene cmpy, whose product is annotated as crimpy. Gene Ontology annotation, molecular function: insulin-like growth factor binding. The record is from RefSeq and is marked reviewed. Lineage: Eukaryota; Metazoa; Arthropoda; Insecta; Diptera; Drosophilidae. Gene Ontology annotation, biological process: regulation of cell growth; signal transduction. The transcript has 5 exons. Bases 357 to 707 code for a protein of 116 amino acids. Gene Ontology annotation, cellular component: extracellular region.
GCAGGUUAGUUCAGUCUCUUGCCUUAAAUGGCCGCGUGCGGCAGACAAAAGCGCAUGAAAAAUUCAUUGGGAACCGUCGGAACCGAAAGUUUAGCGUCAGGAUAGCGACAACAACAAGGACCACGGCACUACUAUAGCGAAUAUAGUAUAUCGAGUGCUAGUCCUAAACGUCUAUCGUUAGGUGUAACGAGUCAACAUGCAAAUUGCCUGCGCCGGACCCGCAGUCGAAUCCAGGGCCAGAAUCCUUGCCAGGCAUCCUCAUCAUCAGCAGCAGCAUCAUCAUCAUUGGAGGCAGUGGAACGCAAACGCACCGUAGAGCCAGCCAACAGGGCGCAAUAAAAAUUGCCUUUCGAUAAAUGGGCGGAAGUGCCAGAGGCGUGGGGCGGAGGGGCGUGGUCCUGGAGCAGGAUGUACGCACAAGGUCGUCGCAGGGGGAGCGAAAGAGGGGGCUCGCUGGCAAACAGCAGCACAACAAUGCCAAGCUUCCGCUUAGGAUGCGCUCGAACGGAAGUUAUUUUGGCCGCCUGAACGUGAGCGCGCUGCUCAUCUACUUGUGGUGCUAUCUGCUACUGGUUAUGGCAGCAUCUGGCGGCAGCAACCACGUGGUAAAUGGCCUCAAAUGCUAUUGCAAUCCGAAGGAGUGCGACGUGAUCCGCUCACCCGACUGCCCCGGAAAAGGACUUAUGCUGUGGGAUCCAUGCAAGUAAGUCCCGCUCCCAGAGCUCCAAUUAAAAUGAUAUUUUCCGGCCUGUACAUGCCAUCCAUUUUGUAUGCGAAUCAAACGAAGAAAUUGAUAUUAGGAUUUAUUCCAGCGGUCAGAACUCUGUUUGAAAUUUUCAUUUCGAUUUGGUAAUCUUUUGACUUUUGGUAUAAUGGAAUAGAAUUUUCUGUACGGUAGUAAUCAUAAAAUCAUUCUAUGAUUUAAUUAUUUAUAAAGUGUUCCAUUUUGUUUCGAGAAAUAGUCUUGUUAUCAAACCAAUUAAAUUAAUUUUAAAUUUCGGUUUGUACCUUUACCAAUAUUUUUGUUUCCAACAUAAAUUGGCACACUCUAAAUUAGGUUUAUUAGGUGCACAAAGCUUUGUUGUUUUGAUUGCCUAACACACGAACGGGCUUUAAUUUCCUUAUAUUAACGUUGGUUGAACAAUGGUGGUCAAAACAAUAGAAAACAAUUUAAUAGUGUGUCAUCCUGAUGCUUUGAUGAUUACCCACAGGAUUAUCAACGUUUCUAUUACAUGUAUACAUGUAUAUAUCAAAUUAUACUUGUGUUAAACUCCCAUGAUUUUAUGAUUGAUUAAACUUAUUAAUUGUUUACAUGUUAAUAGGAAACUACAGCGAUAAUUUUAAUUAUAACAUUCCAUAUUAGAUCCGUGUUUGAUAUGGAUAUUGUUUUGAAUCGUACCUCAUUUAUCGUUAACCUAUUAUAAAUUGUUUGGUUUAAAUGAUUCGCAGAGACGUUUUUACUAACUAUUUCCUAACUAAGCAUGAAAUGGUCACAAAUUCAUAAGCUCACCACGAUCUUAAUAAUUGGCAUUGAUAUAAUUAAGAGCGUCAGACAUCAGAGUGUCUCCUUCGAAUUCCAACCCAAUUCGCAUCGUGAGUGACUGAUUGGACUAAUGGACUGAUUGGAAUUCACAUCAGGCAUCGUUCUCCUCAUCUCACUCCGAGUAGAGAGUGUUAACUAAUUGUUAACGUUUAUCGAAUCGAAGACGGAAUCUAAUCAAUUACUACUGGGAUUCAUUCCAUCCAUAGUCCAUUGCGAGGAUUAUGCCCACAUCUAUUUAUUCUAUAUGUCAUAUACACACCUCCAACUAUUCGCAGAUGUUGCCGCAUAUGCGCCAAAACUUUGGGCGAAUCCUGCGGCGGUCCGGGCGGAUUUUCCGGUCAAUGUGAGCCGCCCCUGCAGUGUGUGACCAAGCUGCCCAUUAGCAGCGGAUUGGGCGUGUGCAUGGAUUUGCAGCACCUGACCGCCCUGACCUACAGUCAGCACGAUAAUUGUUCCGACAGCGAUUCGAUUGUUUUGGAGCCGGGCUGCGAGAUCACCAACAAACGCUGCCAGUGCUGGCCAACUAUGCGCACCUGUCUCAGCGAACUGACCAGCGAUGGGGGAUCCCCCGACGACUCUCGCUGGCACUUCAAGAACCUAGAGGACUGCCAGUUGAAUCUACAAAAUCUAAUAAAACUCGAACAGGAAUUCGAUGAAGACUACAAAAUCUCACCGAGCAAAUUCACAUACAAAAAACUACGCAGAAAGCGAAAAUCUUUAAAGAAACGAAUCAUCAUCUUGAAGGAUUGAGCCCUGAAUGCGCCAUUGCGACUUUCUGCGUUCCCAGCUCUUAACUCAAUAAAACAAAAUGAGGAAUCUCUGUACAGAUAGUAUGCUUACUUCUAACUAAUUAUAUGGCUAUUAUUAAUAACGUACAUAUAUAACAACAUAUACAUAUACAUGAGGAAAAAGUACAUAUGAGAAAUAGACAAAAUGUAUGUAUCCUAAGACAUUUGUUACUUUAUUGUUUUUAGAAAGCGCGUACGUAUGUAUAAAUUUGCAAUUUUUAUUCCUACUGCCCCCGAAAAGAAAAUAUACAAAACAAUAAAUUGAAAACAUUUACAAAAUGUUAUUGCUUUAAACAGAUAACAAAUACGAAAUGUGCAAAAUGUUGGAAUUUUCCAUAGGCCUAAGUCAAGCCAUUCAAUAAACAAUAAAGCCGAAUGACAAAUUUUGCUAACUGAAACAGCAUCG